Molecule: messenger RNA, 1359 nt
Organism: Vigna angularis (adzuki bean)
Lineage: Eukaryota; Viridiplantae; Streptophyta; Magnoliopsida; Fabales; Fabaceae
Exons: 6
Coding region: 1-1218 (405 amino acids)
Source: RefSeq, a predicted model, not a curated record
AUGAGCAUAGAGAGCUAUAGGCAAAAGAUGAAACUCUACAUGAUGAGGACAGGAAUUGGAGAGGAAGAAGAGACCACUGUCUUUAGGUUUUUAAGUGGUCUCAAUCUUGAAAUUAGAGAUAAAGUGGAAUUGUUGCUCUACCAAGACUUAAAUGACUUAGUACAAAUUUGGAUUAAGGUAGAGCGACAACUUUUAAGAAAAGGUUUGAAAGCUUUCUACUCUAACUCUAGUGUUAAGAAAGACUACAAGAGGGAGGGUAAGCAAGUGGUAGAAGAAGAACCCUCUAAGAAUCUAGGGAGAGAGAAGAGAGAAGAGAAAGAAAAAGAGAGGCCAAGGGUGGGAACAUCAUCUCACACUCGCACUAGUAAAAUUAAGUGUUUUAAGUGUCUUGGUAGAUGUCACAUUGCAUCACAAUGCCUUACCAAAAAGACCAUGAUAUUAAGGGGUAUUGAUGUAUAUAGUAGACAAGAUGAGGAAAGUGAAAGUGAGAGUGAGAGAAGUGACGCAAAGAAACAAGAAGAAAGCGCAAAACUUUUCAUAUUUUGUGAAUUUUUUUGUUGGCACAACUUAUGUUGGGAGAUCAAUUUCAUUCUUUUUAGUAAGUUUAUUCUUGUAUAUAUUCUAAUUUAUUUUGAUGAUAUAAAAAUUCAUAAUCAAUUGUAUAACAACAUUUUUGUAUUCACUUCUUGUGUAUCAGGGAGUCCUAUUAGCUGUGUUACAAGAUUUGGAGACUAUUCUGCUAAAAAAUCUCAAGUGGAAAAAAUUCAAACAUAUGAAUCUACAACAUCGUCUCAAUCAAAAGAAAUAUCAAGUUUAGAUUCAUUGGCUCGUGUUUUAGGAAGCCAAGAGCAUUGUGGACGUGUUCGCGGUCUAGGUUUGGGUCCUUGCCCAUCUAAAGUCUUUGGAGUCCAUGCUCGUUCUCAUAUUGGAUCAUCUUCAUCUACUCCUUCUAAUGUUGAAUUACAAUCUCAGGUAUCUUCAUUGACUUCUUCUAAUGUUAAAUUAGAAUCUCAGGUAUCUUCAUUGACAUCACAAGUCAAUGAAAUGAAGGCAAUCAUGACACUUUUGUUGCAAAAUCAUCAAGGUCCAUUGCCUUCACAAUUUGCAGUAUUUCAAAGAUCAUCGGUAUCUGAUCAAGGGAGUGGGCCAAACAAUGGAUGUAACAAAGAAAAAAAAUUAGAUAUUGUUAUUGAAUACUUUUAUGAGUCAUACUUUUAGUAUUGAACAUCUAUAUUGAACAUAUGUAAUGAACCUCUUUCUUUUUAAUUUUUAUGUAUGAACAAUUAGUUGUAUGAAUGAUAUUAGGUUGAACAAUGUAGUUUAUUUUAUAUAAUAUUAUUAAAUUUUAGUUCAUAUUAA